Nomascus leucogenys (northern white-cheeked gibbon) is the source of this 942-nucleotide messenger RNA. Its product is annotated as olfactory receptor 10G3. Lineage: Eukaryota; Metazoa; Chordata; Mammalia; Primates; Hylobatidae. Gene Ontology annotation, molecular function: olfactory receptor activity; G protein-coupled receptor activity. Gene Ontology annotation, biological process: G protein-coupled receptor signaling pathway. The record is from RefSeq and is a predicted model, not a curated record. Gene Ontology annotation, cellular component: membrane.
AUGGAAAGAAUCAACAGCACACUGUUGACUGCAUUUAUCCUGACAGGAAUUCCUUAUCUGCUCAGGCUAAGGACACUCUUUUUUAUGUUCUUUUUGCUAAUCUACAUCCUGACUCAGCUGGGAAACCUGCUUAUUUUAAUCACUGUCUGGGCAGACCCAAGGCUCCAUGCCCGCCCCAUGCACAUCUUUCUUGGUGUUCUCUCAGUCAUUGACAUGGGCAUCUCCUCCAUCAUUGUCCCUCGCCUCAUGAUGAACUUCACUUUAGGCGUCAAACCCAUCCCAUUUGGUGGCUGUGUUGCUCAACUCUAUUUCUAUCACUUCCUGGGCAGCACCCAGUGCUUCCUCUACACCCUAAUGGUCUAUGACAGGUACCUAGCAAUAUGUCAGCCCCUGCGCUACCCUGUGCUCAUUACUGCUAAGCUGAGUGCCUUGCUUGUGGCUGGAGCCCGGGUGGCAGGAUCCAUCCAUGGGGCUCUCCAGGCCAUCCUAACCUUCCACCUGCCCUACUGUGGGUCCAAUCAGGUGGAUUACUUUUUCUGUGACAUCCCUGCAGUGUUGAGACUGGCCUGUGCUGACACAACAGUCAACGAGCUGGUGACCUUUGUAGACACUGGGGUGGUGGUUGCCAAUUACUUCUCCCUGAUCCUCCUCUCCUACAUACAAAUCAUUCAGGCCAUCCUGAGAAUCUAUACAGCUGAUGGGGGGCGCCGGGCUUUUUCAACUUGUGGAGCCCAUGUAACCAUGGUCACCAUGUACUAUGUGCCCUGUGCCUUCAUCUACCUGAGGCCUGAAACUAACAGCCCCCUGGAUGGGGCAGCUGCCCUAUUCCCCACGGCCAUCACUCCUUUCCUCAACCCCCUUAUCUACACUCUGCGGAACCAAGAGGUGAAGCUGGCCCUGAAAAGAAUGCUCAGAAGCCCAAGAACUACGGGUGAGGUUUGA